UACCAUUGUCAACAUAGAUGAAGCGGGACACGAGUAGCAUCACCGUGGAUGUCGCCGACUUCCGUCGCAUGCAAAUCAAGGCGGCGGAGGCCAUCAGCGAGUUGUCCACCUUUGGGCUUGGCGAGACCGCGCUGUCGUUGUUUCACUCGGAAGGCGACACGCGCGUGUACCAGCGCAAGGUGGCAGGCACCCCGUUCGGUGAACUCACGUCCACAGGCGCGAUGGCGCUGUCGAUGGACGCGUUGGGGUAUGCGCUGUACAACAGCACGUCGAACGAUCACCGCACGUUCCUCGGACUGCAUUACGCAACCGACUACCUCGAAGGCGCGGUGCUCAACAAAUCCAUGUCGCGGACUCACGACGACCCGUUCCUGUGGCUCGGAGCCAAGUACAAGAAGACUUAUCUGCCCAACACGACCAUGUUUGAGCCUCGCGAUACCACGUACCUCGAGUACUCGGCCAGCUCCGUGGACGUCCAUGGGCGGCGCCGCGUGGUGUUCAUUCAGGACUCGAAGGUGUUUCCAACGUUCCCACCCGUGCCGGAAGUGGUGCGGAUGGAGUUUACGCUCAUGCACUUGUUCACGGAAGUCAGCGAAGGACGCGUCGAGUUUGUGACCCGCUAUGUCCUCGGAAGCCUAGGCAAAGGGGUGCCGACAUUCCUCGCCAAGAAGAUGCUGCUGCGUAACCUCAUCCUGGACCCGCACCUGCCCCAGCUCGUGCAGAAGCGCCGGCUGCUGGAUAACUCGAUCAUCAACUCCCACGGAGGCAUCACGCCUGUGGUUCCCACCAUCAAAGACGGCAAGUGCACUACGUGCGCGGCAAAGUUUGGGGCGUUCAGAUCGGUCUCGCAUUGUGCUGCAUGUGGACAUGGAACAUGCAAGCCAUGUCGAGUGGUCGUGUAUCGCGCGUUGCAUGUCAAGUCAGUGAACCCCGUGGUGAAGCUGUGCUUUUGCAAAGCCUGCUCCAUUGACGCCCGUCUCUCUCGGUCCACGGCGCCACCGCCGCGUCGCGCGAAAUCGUCGUCGUCAUCGGGCGGCGCCAGCCGGGGGACCGACUUGAUUGAGAUUGUUGAGCACACGACGCCCCCACACCGCGACUACGUGCAGCAGCAUGAACACCCGCUUCAGCACCAUCAGUACGGAGGGACGGGUCCUCCGCCACGGUCCAAGCAGGUCUCGUCGUACUCGAACUCGACCAACUCGUCGAGCUAUCGACGGGAUGCGGGCCCCACUGCGGCCACCACGGAAGCCAUGGACGGAUGGAUGGAUGGAGAAGGCGCGCCAUCCGACGCACCGUCAACCAUCGAAGCGAUGGAGAUGCUGCAGCACAUGCAAACAUCGCUGGAAGACCAGAAGAUGCUCCUGCACUUGAUGCGCAUGCGACUGGCCAACCGGACGGAUCAAUAUGACGCGAGCUCCGUCCUGGCAACACCUUCGUCGGCAGGUGAUCAUCCACUCAAGGGAGCUGACGACGGUGGUUAUCCUUAAUUAUGUUACAUACGUCGAUGGUGGAGAGUGACUUGGGGUACAAUUCCCUCAUUCAGACAGUUUCACUGUUGUUUUGACCCGAAAUAC
Aphanomyces astaci is the source of this 1574-nucleotide messenger RNA. RefSeq lists its product as hypothetical. Bases 18 to 1487 code for a protein of 489 amino acids. The transcript has 4 exons. The record is from RefSeq and is a predicted model, not a curated record. NCBI's taxonomy places the organism in Eukaryota, Oomycota, Saprolegniomycetes, Saprolegniales, Verrucalvaceae.